Molecule: messenger RNA, 594 nt
Organism: Suillus fuscotomentosus
Lineage: Eukaryota; Fungi; Basidiomycota; Agaricomycetes; Boletales; Suillaceae
Exons: 4
Coding region: 1-348 (115 amino acids)
Source: RefSeq, a predicted model, not a curated record
AUGUUUCUGUUUAUGCAAUGGGGUUUCUCUGCAUACUCUUGCUUGACGAAAGUCAUUCUCAUCUGGCGUCUAUAUGCCCUAUACAACCAAUCCAAGCCCAUACUUUAUGUUCUAAUGGGCUUGCUUAUACCUAUCGUCGCGCUCUAUAUAGCGGUGGAUGUAUUUUUGUGGAGUCGACCCUCAGCUAUCUCAAGUGAAUUUCUACUUCAAUCGAAUUCUGUGCAAGCUGAUGCCUUGGUGCGUAGUACAAGAAAUAACAAUCACCCCAAACAUCAAGUACUGCACGGCUUUCUUCCACGUCGGACCCAUGCUAGCGAUAUAUACUUCCAUCCUCGUCAUAUGCUAUGAUAUUUUGCUGGUUGUUCUCGCCAUUACCCUCCUGGUGAAGCACCUGAAAGAACGGAAGGAGCUUAAAAUGAAACCAAACACCUAUAUAGUCUUGAUCAUCCGAUACCAUGUCAUAUACUUUGUCCUGAAUCUGGCAGUUCAAAUCUUCUCAGCGGUAUUGUGGGCCAACCUUUCGACGGAAGUGAUGAAUAUCAUACCCUUGUUCUCCGAUACUGCGCUAUUUAUUAUCGUGCCACGUCUUAUCAU